AUGACGUUUGGAUACGACGUUCAAAAGUUGAUUCCGCGUGUUAAUUCAAAUUACAUUUUGAAAAUCUAUUUGGCAGCUUGUAUCUCGCUUUCAACAUUUCUUCCUUUUUCAUCGUCUCUGCAACUUUCACGUGAACCUCAUCUACAUCAGUCCUUUAGAUUCUUCACGGGUGGCUUCUCUGUAUCGAACAUCCGUACUUCAGAUUCACCACAGGCAAAUCAGUUGCACAACAUAUAUGGAUUUCGGUAUACAGGUGUCAAGGUGUGCCAAAAAUAUCAGCGAUUGAAAGCUGAUUACCAGACAUUUAAGCGACUGCAGGCACAGACUGGUCUGGGAUGGGAUCCUAUUAUAGGCACUGUUGUUGCACCCAAUGAAUUUUGGGAUAAGGCUAGCAGAAAUGUGAAGAAGUUCAGGACAAAAAGGGGCCCUGUCUCGUGCAUCCACACAAGGACCCUUGACUCAGAAGAAGAAGAUGACAUGUUAAAUAAAUUUUGGAACGCUGAUGCUGGUGGGAGUAACGCUGGUGGGAGUAAUGCUGCUGAGGCCAUUCCUGUUGACUUAUUCGGGGAUGAGUAUAUGGAUCCAGCAAAGGGCAAAAGUCACAAGAGGGGCCUUGUAACCAGCCAGACUGACAGUGGUCGUUCCAAAAAGUUAUGGUCAAGUGGGUUUGAUGAUGUGCGCACAGCUUUCACAUUGCAUAUGUCAUCCGACAGAGAAAACAAUACAAUGGAGCUCUCAUCAGAGGAGGUUGAGGUUGUUGAUGAUUUUAUGGAUUUUUUGAUGAUUGCUUUAAUGCAUGACCAUAUUAACGCGUCAAGUAGUCGCCGACUGCAGCGAAUUGAUUUUAUGGAUUUCUUGAUGAUUGCUGAUUGUGUCGGUGCUAUCGAUGGCACAUUGGUGGAUGCAUGGGUCCCUACUUCAGGACAAAAUACAUUCCGCGGUCGGAAAGCAACAGUAUCGCAAAAUGUACUCGCAGCUUGCGACUUCGAUAUGUUGUUCACAUUUAUUAAUUCUGGAUGGGAAGGUAGCGCUCACGACAAUGCUAUUCUGGUUUACUCUAUUACACGAGCUGAUCUACAGUUCCCACACCCACCCAAUGGCAAGUACUAUUUAGUUGAUGCUGGUUUCACGAACAUACCUGGAUUUCUUGCCCCAUUUCGGUCUCAACGGUAUCACUUGCAAGAGUUUCGUGGCCAUUGUUAUGCAGGACCUAAGAAAUUGUUUAACCAUCGACAUUCGUCAUUACACAAUAUCAUAGAAAGAACAUUUGGUGUUUUGAAGAAGCGCUUCCCAAUAUUGCGGUCCAUGCCAAAUUACAAGUCUACACGACAAGGGCCUCUCGUGAUUGCAUGUUGUGUAGUGCACAAUUGGAUCCGUUUGCAUGCAGCUAUGGAUCUAUUCUUUAUGGAAGCUGAUAAUGAAAUGGCCGCAGAAGCUGAAGCAGACGGGCUUGUUGGAGACCAAGCUGACUACGUUGACAUGUCACAACAUGGGUUAACGUCCCAAUCGAAUGUUAGGGAUGCAAUUGCUACUGCUAUGUGGCAAAAUCAUGUUCACCAUGCAUAG
Camellia sinensis is the source of this 1566-nucleotide messenger RNA. The record is from RefSeq and is a predicted model, not a curated record. NCBI's taxonomy places the organism in Eukaryota, Viridiplantae, Streptophyta, Magnoliopsida, Ericales, Theaceae.